This is a messenger RNA of Ostrea edulis (European flat oyster), 4079 nucleotides long. Its product is annotated as mastermind-like protein 1. Gene Ontology annotation, cellular component: nuclear speck. The record is from RefSeq and is a predicted model, not a curated record. Gene Ontology annotation, molecular function: transcription coactivator activity. Lineage: Eukaryota; Metazoa; Mollusca; Bivalvia; Ostreida; Ostreidae. Gene Ontology annotation, biological process: positive regulation of transcription by RNA polymerase II; Notch signaling pathway.
AACAAAAAUCAAAACGCUUCAUGUGAACACGCUAGCCGCGUGACCUGUCUGAUAGCGAGCUAGUCAAUGGUUUACCAAACUAAGGCUGUUCCCCCCUGAAAAGUUACAAUGGAUUAGCCCGAAAUAGAAAAAAGCGUAUCAUAAAUACAACUUAUUUCGGCACAUUUCGGAUCAUUUGCACUUCAUUGGAAAGGGGAAGUGAGGUAGAUUUGUUUAUAAAUGGGAUGCCCAAAGAUGUGAUCGGGACUGUUUCCGGAAACGCUGAAAACACCAGAAUCAACACUCCAUGCACAUUGUUUUUGUUCUGUGAUAGGCGCACGGAUCUGUGAUUUCAAUAUAAUGGGAGACACUGAGUUGUUCUGAUGCUGCGAAUGUUUACGAGACACGCUUGUCUCAGUUCAUCCCGAGUUUGGAAAGGAUAGCAUGGGUGAUUUUCCCUCUUCUAAAAAACGAGAUGUUUUUAAUCGGUUAAAACGUCGUUUUGAAGAAUACAGACGCCAUCAGAAUACUUGCAACAACUACUACGACAAUACCAUUAAUAAUAUUUACGAGCAUCAGUCGCUCGACACUCGGAACCAACGUCAAAGGUGGCUGGAUUCUAAAGCUAAGAAAGCGUCCAAGCAAUCCAAGGCCAGUCGAGAUUCCGCGGGGAGCCAGGGAAAUCUAAUUCCACGCCUAAAGAGAAGAUUAGACGGAAAUCAAGGCGAGGGUUCGACGACAGAGGGCGCUGAAGAAGGGCCUUCGGCAAAACAGGCGAAUACAGGGACCACGAGUGAAAUCAACUUCUCUGUGCGAAUCGAACAACAGGACAACAACGUAAAACUUGACGUUCAUGCCACCGUCGGUUCAAAGGGAGAAUCUAGCGUCGAAACCACUACCAGUGUCAAAUGUGAACAAAAACCCAGUCCCGAAGACUGCAACAAUGAAAAUGAGAACCUCAGUCCAUCUGAUGAUAUAAGUAUCAACGACGAAGACAUUGACUUUAUUUUGAGGUCUAUGGUGGAAAAUAACCAAGACGAGAAUUUGCUAGAGGAAAUUAACAAGUUUGAAAAAAUUUGUCAAAGUAAAUUUUCUGAUGACAGUAAUAAUAGUAAUGACACAAAAAUGUAUCCUUUAAUGAAGUCGCCAGGACUUGCUAGUACUAAAUUAGAAUCAAACUCGCCGAUAUUUAAUGGGAAUCAGAAGUAUCCGGUGAAUUCACCGCACUUGCAAAACUAUAGAGCACCAUCAGUGAGCAUGGCAGAAAAUACACUUCCGGCUGCAGAGACUUUAAAACAAUUAGCAGCCAACCACCAGAGCCAGAGCACGAGCAGUUUCCAGCCAUAUCCUGGCCACCAAAUGUCCCCCGAUACUGGGCAAUACCCACCGAAUUCAGGAUAUCCACAAAAUUAUGAUCCAUCCACCCAAUCUCAUUACAAUACCAACCAGGGACCAUAUAUGAAUAACAAUAUGCACGGGCAUGUGCCAUUUAACCAACCAAAGUCCGAGGCUGGGUUAACGUAUAAUGGAACCAAGCCCAUCACUCAUUAUCAACCAAGUGUUCCCGUUUCUGUGCAACAAACACAACCACCGUCGUCAUUGCAACAACUUCAGAAUCAAGUCCAAUCACAUUUCAGUCAGUCUCCGCAGAUGGAAAUCACGCAGACACAGCAUGUUCAAGUGACGGACGGAGCCAGCAGAAUGCAAAUGUCUCAGACCCAACAGGUCCACAUGAGGCAACCACCGCAACAGAUGUCGAUAUCGCAGCAACAGUCGUUCAAUGUGCCAGGAGCUAAUAUGGGACCAACCAAUCAAAACUCCCAAUAUAUGAAUGAACAAAUGAAAAUGCAGAUGAUGCAAGAGAAACUUCGUCGUGAACGACAAGCCCAAGCUCGUUCACUGUUAGAGAGCCAAAGGCAGCAACAGCAGCAGUACAUGAAUCGUCCGCCGCCAGAGUACAAAAUGCAGCAAUCAGCACCCGAAGGAUACCCAGGGGCCGAUAUGGGCCCAAAUCCACUUCAGACCAUGCAGAACAUGGUCAACCAAACUAAUGGUAUGCCAUCAGCACAAUACAGUCAUAUCAAAUCAGAAAGUGCUAGUGUACAAAUGCCAAACGGCAUGAUGCAGGCACACCAGGUAACGGCAAUGCAGCAGAGGGUUGGUAACGGGCACAUGCCUGACAUGCCACAAGGCGGCCAGCCGUAUCCGAUCCAACGACAGCAGUCGUAUCCAGGAGCCCAGCCUCAUGGAGCCCAACCUCAUCAGCUUCGUCCCCAGAGACUUCCACCAGAGUCCACAUACACGAGUUCGAUCAUGCGAAACCAACGACCACCAAACGUCAACGUAGGACCAGAUGGCUUAAAUAUUUCUCAACCUCGCAGUGAUUGGCCAAGACCAAUGAUGAAUCAACAAAUGCCUAGACAACAAAUGUCAUCCGGCAUGACGCAUAUGGGCGCCCAGGUUGGAAUGAUGCAAUAUCAAUAUUCAAAUCAAAAUGGCAUGGGAGGGUCUAAUAUGCCAGGUAUGCAGGGACCGCCAUCUCGACCUAUGCAGAUGGGUUCUAUGCAAUCACAACCUAUGAUGCCGCAAUCUCAUCAAAUGAUGAUGCACCAAAGUAUGCAAAUGUCACAGAGGAUGGCAAUGAGAGCAAGACCAUGGAGUCGGCCAAUCAAAUGCCAAAUGGAUCAAAUCACGAGGACAUUAUAAAUCUGUUAGACAGUGCAGGACCAAGUAACAAUCCCGAACUUUUGGAUUCAAUGACGGUGCAGAGCUCCGACCCUAAUAACGACGCCGCGUGGCUCGACGAGAUUCUUGGCGGGAAAUGAUUGUCAGAAGACAACCGUUGAUUUAUCGAGAUAAUUGAAGAUGCAUCGAUUUCCUUUUAGAUAUGAAGUUGAAAUGAUACAAGAUGCAGCUUGAUGCAAGUGAUAUUUACAUAAUCGAUACGAUGAAACAGAGAUUGCACGGCUCUGUGUCCUGCAGUGUUAAGUGCCGUCAUGAUUUUCUUUGACAUCAAUAUAUGAGAUGAUGGGAUAUUGGACCAGUAGUCAAACAGGAGUCUGUAGACCCUGUAGUUUCCGGCGCUUCCUAACUCUGGAAAGGAGACGUCGAAUGUAAAUUUAACUCGAGUGCUUAUAUUAAUUAGAUCUGUUACUUGUAUCCCCCCAAAAACACUACCUCCAGGACGAAAAGACUGAAUCAGCUUCCUAAUUUAACUUUUUAUUGGUUAUGCAUUUUUUUAAACUUCGGUUGAGCCAGAUACCAAAAAGUGCAAGAUACGUUUUUGAUUUAGAUAUUGUUUGGAUAUAAUUGAGAGGAUCAGUAUUGAUCGCUUUCUAUUGAUGUUGGUUAUGUUUAUCAGAUCUGCGAGUUUUAUGUUGGAACCGUCACAGGGUUCUUGUGUAAUAAUUACGAUUAAUGUUUCAAUUGUCAAACCUGUAGCGAUAUAGUGUUUAGCAUUUCAUUCUCUGCAUUGUAUAUUUUGUAUUGCAUGUUGCCAUUGUUUUGUUUACGCCUUUGGUUGACCUUGCGACAUAUGGCUAGAGAAACAUGGCGGACACUUGUCCCACCCCGAUUGUACACGAAACACAUCGUAAAACCAGCUUUAAUUGAAGUAUGUGUGACAGAGAGGAGUUGAAAUGAGAUUUUUAAGCAUUAACCAAUGGGGGACACAUUGACCAAAUAGCUUUCUAUUUAUUGUCUUUCUCUAUUAUUAGCCUAACGCUGAAGGCGCCGGGCCCAAGCUCUUUUGUAAGGAGAUAACGGGGGCCAGUCUCCUCUCGCAUCAUUUUGUAUUAGCAUUUCAUUCGAUGCCCGACAGUUGAAAUUUAUUGCAAUUAAUUUAUUCCCACCGAUUUGCUGAAUAUUCUUGACACAUUCGCAUUUAAUUAAAAGAAAUUCGAGCGGCUUGUCCUGACAUCACACAUGACAUUGAGACAAAUCAGAAUGUUUUUCUUUUGUUUUAUAUUUGUAAAUCAUUGCAACAGAUUCACACCAUGUUUUGGUUUUGUAUUAACAAAAAUCAAUUUGUAUUAUUGUAAGGUAUUUUUCAUAUCGAUUGUUUACAAUGUUUUUAUUGAAUAAAUCUAUUUUAAAAUUAG